Molecule: messenger RNA, 991 nt
Organism: Andrographis paniculata
Lineage: Eukaryota; Viridiplantae; Streptophyta; Magnoliopsida; Lamiales; Acanthaceae
Exons: 4
Coding region: 108-968 (286 amino acids)
Source: RefSeq, a predicted model, not a curated record
CUCUCUCUCUCUCUCCCUCUCUCUCUUCCCCAAUUUUUAAGAGCCCACUUUCUCUCUCCACCUCCCCAUUAGCCACAUCUCUUCUUUCUCCACCAUCUCCAUCUCCAAUGAAACACAGAGACAGACAGAGCCCUAUGUUAUUACCUUCUUCUCCUUCUACCUCUGCCAUGGAAGAUGAAACCAUUGUUUCUCAGAUACUCCUCGAUCUCAAGACCUUAAUGUCCUUAUCUGAAUCCCUUUCCAGAUUCAAUUGGACUUGCAGGAAGAGAAGAUCUUCCCUCGACACACCUCCGCCGCCGCCGCCGCCGCCUGGUAAGAAGACCCCCGCCGCCGUCGCCGUCGCCGCCGCCGUCCGCACCACCGCCAGCCCUGACACGCCGCUCACUUUCUCCCCUGGAGAUUGCGACGGAAAGUGCAACAAAUCCUCCAAGAAAAGAACGAGAGAUGAAUACAGAUGCACAAUACACGAAUUGAACCAGAAGAGAAACCUUCUUCGAGGGGAGAUCGAGACUGUGAAAAACUACUACCAAAAGCUCAAGGAUUUCAAUUCUGAGUUAAAAGGCGUAAAACAAAGGGUCCAUUUCAUCCAACCUGCAAACGCCAUUGCUGUGUUGAAUUCUUGCGCAAGAAAGGAUGAGGAAGAAGAAGAAGAUACACAGAUGGAGAUGGAAAGAAGGAUGAACAUUCCCCGCCAUCAUCCGCCGUUGAUGGGAGAUCCGACGGCGGAGAUUUUCCGAGCUCCAUUUGGUUCGAUCAGUAGCAAUGGGCUUGAAUCAGUCAACCAAUUGAGUCGACUCAAUUGGAUCGAUCUCAACAUGCCACCUGAGGAGAUAGAUGUAUCUCAGCCGUUGGAUGUCGUUGCCGAUAGACGGGCCAGAUUUGCCGAAGCCAGGAGGAAGAGGAAAGGGAUCAUUAAGGUUAAGGCUAUGAGAAAUGCUUGUGGUCUGAAACUGCCAUUUAAUAGAUAACAAUGAAUUUAAUUGUUAUUAUU